Molecule: messenger RNA, 1626 nt
Organism: Penicillium antarcticum
Lineage: Eukaryota; Fungi; Ascomycota; Eurotiomycetes; Eurotiales; Aspergillaceae
Product: oleate hydratase
Exons: 2
Coding region: 1-1626 (541 amino acids)
Biological process (GO): fatty acid metabolic process
Molecular function (GO): oleate hydratase activity; FAD binding
Source: RefSeq, a predicted model, not a curated record
AUGGCUAACUCAGUACGACAAAACCGUCGCUUACCUGAACAGACUGAGGCCUGGAUUCUCGGAAGUGGAACUGCAUCUCUGGCAUCAGCAGUUUAUCUGAUAAAGCUUGCCCGUUUACGUCCUUCUGCUGUGCACAUCCUAGAUGAGCACUUGUCCCUGCAGCAAGCAUUACAUCAACAAGGUAAUGGGCAUGCCGGAUACGACCAGUUUGCAGGGUGCCUCCCUGUUCCUGUUGGACUGGAAUUGAGGGAGAUUCUCGAUAUGAUUCCAUCUGCAGUGGCGGACGGCUACUCCUAUCUCCAUUAUAUUCAAGAAGAGGAGAAGAAGCUCGCCAUUACUUCAAAUGGGGGCACUUGUUUUGUCGCUCAAAAUGAGGAAGGUUUCGAGAGUCUGCCCACAAAGUCGCUAAACAUAGGGUGGAGCGACAGACUACAUUUAGUGCGUCUUCUUCUGAAAUGUGAGAAAGGCCUGGAAAAGAAGGAGAUCAGGAAUUUCUUUGGGGACAGCUUCUUUGCAAGUACGUUUUGGACAAUCUGGUCAACACAAUUCGGAUUUCAACCUUGGCACAGUGCCAUAGAAUUCAGGCGAGCUGUCAGGCAGUAUUUGUCUAGCUUCCACAGCUUAGGCAUUUUGACCUGUCUGGAUCUCACGGGCCGUUAUCAGUACGAGGCAGUAUAUCUUCCGAUAUUUUUCUUCCUCCAGAGUCUGGGCGUUGAUAUUCAAUUCGGCGUCAAAAUUCGUAAUAUCGAAACUACCGUCCAUCAAAACCGGCAUAUGAUCAGUCGAAUAGCUAUUACUCAGCACGGCCUUGACUUCAAACAUUUUCUAGGACCUAGCGAUAUUGUAAUCGCUACACCAGGCUCGACUGUGUCAGGUUCUUCAACUGGAACAAAUGAUAUGCCACCAGCUUGGAGUUCAAUCGAAGCAAGAGACCAACUCGACGCAAACUGGGCACUGUGGCUGGAAGCUGGCAAUAACUAUCCCGACCAUGGCAAUCCUUACACUUUCUGCACACGCAAAUCGGAAUCGAUGUUGGAAUCCUUUACUAUCACAACGGAACACAUUGAAUUCGUCGACUACCUUGAAUCUCUAUCGCAAUGCGCACCUCAGGCCGGUACAAUGAUUCUUAUGAAGAGGAGUCACUGGGGCAUAAGGCUUUGUGUCCCUGUCCAGCCCGUGUUUGCUCAACAAUCGCAAGAUGUCCGUGUCCUCUGGGGCUUUGCACUCUUUCCCGAGAAUGAAGGUGAACAUGUCAGAAAGAAUAUGCUGCUAUGUUCCGGUGCAGAAAUAAUGUCCGAGAUCUUAUAUCAUCUUGAUCUCCCUGACGGAAUGAGUGCGGAAGUCAUGCAGCAGUCUAUUACCAUACCACGUGCGAUGCCGAGAAUGAGCUCGACAUUAUUGACCAGAUCCCUUCGAGAUCGCCCUUGCGUUACCCCAAAGUCGGUGACAAAUCUCGGUCUGGUUGGGCCUUUUGUCGAGACUCCAUGGCGGAGUUGUGUGGACACAAGCUAUGGUGUUUAUGUAGCACGGGAAGCUGUAUCGUGUCUUAUGGGCCUUCAAAACCAGCCCGAGGAGAAGUCGUGUCCGUCAGCCUCGAGGGUUUUGAUUACUCUGUUAUUGAAGUGA